GCGCCCUCGUCCCGGCGCGCGCACUCGCAGUCACCGCCACCCACCAGCUCGGGCACCAGCAGCAGCGCCGCCGCCACCGCCCACCUUCUGCCGCCGCCGCCUUCCCCUCCACUGUCCUCUUCUGUCCUCGCCUUCUGUCGGCCAUCAUCAGGUGAGCCUUUCCCCAGGAUGGCCGAGCCCCGCCAGGAGUUUGACGCAAUGGAAGAUCAUGCUGGGGCCUACACCCUGCUGCAUGAGCAAGACGGGGACACGGAACACGGUCUGAAAGAGUCUCCCCUGCAGACCCCCGCCGAUGAUGGAUCUGAGGAACCCGGCUCUGAGACCUCUGAUGCUAAGAGUACUCCAACGGCUGAAGCUGAAGAAGCGGGCAUUGGAGACACCCCAAACCUGGAGGACCAAGCUGCUGGACAUGUGACUCAAGAGGAAGUGAGAGUUCCAGGACAGCAGAGGGAGGCACCUGAGAGGCCCCUGGCCAAGGGGCUUAGUGUUCAAGCCCAGCCUGGACACGGCGGCGCAGUUUCUGAGGCCUCAGUGCCACCUCUGGGUGACCAGCAGUCAGAGGCUCCUGUCCCAGCCAUCGUGCACCUUCCUCAACAGCAUCCCAUCCGCCCGGCACUUCCUCUACCGGGGGGCCCUGAGAAAGCCCCCCAGGAAUGGGGACCAGAGCGUGGAGACCAAGCCAGGGAGAGUCUGGCUGGUUUGAAGCCCUCUUCCCCUGAAUAUCUCCACAUAGAGCCUGAGAGAGGCGAGGUGGUCCAGGAAGCCCUGGGUCUGAGCCCCCAAUGCCCAUUGGACCUGCCUGGCACCCGUGUUGCCCCUCAAGGCCUCAGAACGGCUGCAUGCCUGCCUUUGGGGAUGGGACCUGAGGACACAGAGCGAGGUGAUCCAAGCUCUGAGCUGCUACAACACCAGGAGGGGCUGGCUCCAAAGGGGGUCUGGGGCAAAGAGAGGCUGGGUGGCGAAGAGGAGCCGGAUGAAGACCGUGACAUCGACGAGUCAUCGCCCCACGACUCCAUUUCCUCCCAGGCCUCACCAGCCCCUGACGGGCCAUCCCCCCCGGUGGUCUCCAAUGCGGCCACCGGCAUCCUCAGUUGGCCAGCUGAGGGUUCCAUCCCACUUCCUGUUGAUUUCCUCUCCAAAGUUUCUACAGAGACCCCAUCUUUGCAGCCCGAUGGGCCCUGCACGGGGCCUACCCCGGAAGGGCCCGAGGUGGUCCCCGAGUUCACGUUCCAUGUGGAAAUCAAAGCCAACGUGCAGAAGGAGCAGGCGCAGGCCCAGCCGGAUUUGGAAGGGGCUACACUUCUGGGGGCCCCUGGACAGGAGCAAGAGGCCCGGAGCCUCUCGGUGGGAGAGGCCACAAAAGAGGCUGGCCUUCUGGAACCAUCUAAGAAGCAGCCUGCAGCUAGCCUGCCGGGGAGGCCCGUCAGCCGGGUCCCUCAACUCAAAGCUCGCAUGGUCAGUAAAGGCAAAGAUGGGACCGGAAAUGAUGACAAGAGAGCAAAGACAUCCACACCUUCCUGUGCUAAAACCCUGAACCAUAGGCCCUGCCUUAGCCCCAAACACCCCACUCCUGGUAGCUCAGACCCUUUGAUCAAACCCUCCAGCCCUGCCGUGUGCCCUGAGCCAGCCACCUCUCCUAAACACGCCUCUCCUGUCACACCCCGAACUGCCAGUUCUGCAGCAAAGGAGAUGAAACUCAAGGGGGCUGAUGGAAAAGGAACAAAGAUCGCCACCCCCAGGGGAGCGGCUCCUCCUGGCCAGAAAGGCCCAGCCAAUGCCACCAGGAUUCCUGCCAAAACCACGCCCUCCCCAAAGACUCCACCCGGCACGGGUGAAUCGGCAAAAUCUGGGGAUCGCAGUGGCUACAGCAGCCCCGGCUCCCCAGGGACUCCCGGCAGCCGCUCUCGCACCCCAUCUCUGCCAACCCCACCCACCCGGGAGCCUAAGAAAGUCGCUGUGGUUCGCACUCCCCCCAAGUCACCAUCUUCCACCAAGAGCCGCCUGCAGACUGCUCCGGUGCCCAUGCCGGACCUGAAGAAUGUCAGAUCCAAGAUAGGCUCCACGGAAAACCUGAAGCACCAGCCGGGCGGUGGGAAGGUGCAGAUAAUUAAUAAGAAGCUGGAUCUUAGCAACGUCCAGUCCAAGUGUGGCUCAAAGGACAAUAUCAAACACGUCCCGGGCGGCGGCAGUGUGCAAAUAGUCUACAAACCAGUGGACCUGAGCAAGGUGACCUCCAAGUGUGGCUCAUUAGGCAACAUUCAUCAUAAACCAGGAGGUGGCCAGGUAGAAGUAAAGUCUGAGAAGCUGGAUUUCAAGGACCGAGUCCAGUCGAAGAUCGGAUCUCUGGAUAAUAUCACUCAUGUUCCUGGAGGAGGGAAUAAGAAGAUUGAAACCCACAAGCUGACUUUCCGUGAGAACGCCAAAGCCAAGACGGACCACGGGGCAGAGAUUGUGUACAAGUCUCCCGUGGUGUCUGGGGACACGUCUCCACGGCACCUCAGCAACGUGUCUUCCACCGGCAGCAUCAACAUGGUAGACUCGCCGCAGCUCGCCACACUGGCCGACGAAGUGUCUGCCUCCCUGGCCAAGCAGGGGUUGUGAUGGGGCCCCUAGGGCGGUCAGUAAUCGUGGAGAGAAGCGAGAGUGAGAGAGUGUGGAAACGUAGGUGAAUGGUCUGGCCCCUC
Perognathus longimembris pacificus (Pacific pocket mouse) is the source of this 2684-nucleotide messenger RNA. It is a transcript of the gene Mapt, whose product is annotated as microtubule associated protein tau. Gene Ontology annotation, cellular component: neuron projection. Gene Ontology annotation, biological process: microtubule cytoskeleton organization; neuron projection development. Gene Ontology annotation, molecular function: microtubule binding. The record is from RefSeq and is a predicted model, not a curated record. NCBI's taxonomy places the organism in Eukaryota, Metazoa, Chordata, Mammalia, Rodentia, Heteromyidae.